GUCAUGAGUUACUACAUGGAUCCAGUUUCUUCUUACCCAGCCCUUCACCCCUGUGACCGUCUGGGCGCAACGAGACAGGCCGGAGGAGCAGCAGUGGGCCCUUUGAGUCACCUCCCAGGUGUGAUUCACCCUCAGCAGCCCUUUUACCCUUCACAGCCACUUUACCCCCAUGCGAUACCCCUGCAGGAAGUUCCCGACGGACACGACAUGUGUCCAACAGAUCUGGAGUUUGGAGACGUUCCUCAGUUGACUCCGGGAAGUAAACAGAUGAUGGCCGACGCUGUGAUGGCCACCUUCAGCGGCUUCACAAAGGAGCAGCAGCGGCUGGGAAUCCCCAAAGAUCCCAGACAGUGGACAAAGAAACAUGUGGCUGAGUGGCUGAUGUGGACGGUGAACGAGUUCAGCCUGAAGAACGUAGCUUUUGAAAAGUUCACCAUGGACGGAGCCAACCUGUGUGCCAUGGGGAAGGAGCGCUUCUUGGAUUUAGCUCCCGACUUCGUUGGUGACAUUCUUUGGGAGCAUUUAGAAACGCUUCAGAAAGAGGAUACAAAGCAUUACCCCAUCAAUGGACUGACCUCCAACUUCCAGGAAUCCCGCUAUACCUCAGACUAUUUUGUCAGCUACGGCAUUGAGCACGCUCAGUGCGUCCCUCCCUCCGAGUACUCGGAGCCCGGCUUCAUCACAGAGUCCUACCAGACGCUUCAUCCCAUCAGCUCUGAGGAACUGCUGACGUUGAAGUACGAGAGCGAGUACCCCGGGGUCAUCCUGCGGGACACAGCCCUGAACUCCAUGCAGGGCGACUACUUUUCAGUCAAACAGGAAGUGGUGUCCCCCGACAACAUGUGUGUGGGACGCCUGAGCAGAGGUAAGCUCGGGGGCCAGGACUCGUUUGAAAGCAUCGACAGCUUCGAGAGCUGCGACCGGCUGACCCAGUCAUGGAGCAGCCAGUCCUCGUUCAGCAGCCUGCAGCGAGUACCGUCGUACGACAGCUUUGAUUCCGAGGACUACCCCGCCGCCCUGCACGGACACAAGCCCAAGGGCACCUUCAAGGACUACGUGAGGGAGCGCUCCGACCUCAGCAAGGACAAACCAGUCAUCCCUGCAGCUGCGCUGGCAGGAUACACCGGCAGCGGCCCCAUCCAGCUGUGGCAGUUUCUGCUGGAGCUGCUGACCGACAAGUCCUGCCAGUCCUUCAUCAGCUGGACAGGCGAUGGCUGGGAGUUUAAGCUUUCUGACCCAGAUGAGGUCGCUCGCAGAUGGGGCAAAAGGAAAAACAAGCCCAAGAUGAACUAUGAGAAACUGAGCCGUGGCCUGCGUUACUACUACGACAAGAAUAUUAUCCACAAGACAUCCGGGAAACGCUACGUUUACCGCUUUGUCUGUGACUUGAAAAGCCUGCUGGGCUACACGCCCGAAGAACUGCACGCCAUGUUGGACGUAAAGCCCGAUACGGACGAGUGAAAGACGCCUCCGAAAGACAAAGAGAGGACAAAUGUUCAGGAGCCACACGGACUGAGGCUCAUGAAGUGGGUCUAAGCAUUCAGUAGAGCUGGUAACCCAUUU
Messenger RNA from Nematolebias whitei (Rio pearlfish), 1563 nucleotides. It is a transcript of the gene ets1, whose product is annotated as v-ets avian erythroblastosis virus E26 oncogene homolog 1. Gene Ontology annotation, molecular function: sequence-specific DNA binding; DNA-binding transcription factor activity, RNA polymerase II-specific. Gene Ontology annotation, cellular component: nucleus. Gene Ontology annotation, biological process: regulation of transcription by RNA polymerase II; cell differentiation. Lineage: Eukaryota; Metazoa; Chordata; Actinopteri; Cyprinodontiformes; Rivulidae. Bases 4 to 1461 code for a protein of 485 amino acids. The record is from RefSeq and is a predicted model, not a curated record. The transcript is spliced from 9 exons.